UCUCAGCGUUUGCUUGACUGACUUCACACAUCACAGUACAAGUGGGCCAUUCCAGAUAUUUCAUAGUACCACAAUGGACUCUAUUACCGAUGACCGAGGCAUUGUUCUUCUAGACGACCCAGAUACUUGACAUUUACGCGUAUAAAGUGUGAAAGCGGAGCUCGAUGACUGUCUAAAUCUACCGAAUUGUACGGAGUAUUUGAUUUUCUAUGCAAAAAUGUCAAACUCGAGCUCAAUGCCAGUCCCUGCACUCCCAUCCUACAGUCAAGUUGCUUGCAUUGGGGCAGGAGCAAGUGCGAUUGCGUUAGGUGCAUCGCUGAAAAGAUGGUACAGUUUAGAAGAUAUUCGCUUUUUUGAGCGGCAGACAGACUGUGGUGGAACAUGGCAUAUCAACACCUAUCCAGGUUGCGCGUGCGACGUUCCUAGCGCUCUAUACAGCUUUUCAUUUGCUCCUAACGCUCAGUGGUCGAAGUUGAUGCCUUCCCAACAAGAAAUCAAAGCGUACCAGGACGGUGUUGUGGCAACAUAUGAUUUGAGACAAAGAAUGAUAUUCCGCACGGAGGUGACACGGUGCGUAUGGCGGGAUGAUGCAUCUCGAUGGGUUCUUUUUCUCCGCAAUGUCGAAACUGGAGAAGAAUCAACACAUGAGUGCCAGGUACUAUUUUCCGCCACAGGGCACUUUGCUGAACCUCGGCCCUGUGAAAUUCCGGGGGCUUCGUCUUUCCAAGGCGACAUUAUUCAUUCCGCCCGAUGGGAUCCUAACGUCAGCCUAGAGGGUAAAAGAGUUGUGGUUGUCGGGAAUGGAUGUACGGCAGCGCAGAUUGUACCUGCUAUUGUCAAGCAGACCAAAUCUUUGACGCAGAUCAUUCGGUCCCAACAUUGGAUCUUCCCAGCAACCAACUUCACCUACCCGAAGAUCUUGAAAUGGAUCUUUGAGUACAUUCCUUUUGCAUUGAAACUUCAUCGACUGCAUAUUUUCCUCAUUGCGGAGAAUGGCUUCCGAAUGUUUCCAAUGACAAAUAGGGCUGCACGGCUGAGACAGAAGCGCAGAAAAGAGGUUGAGAAGUACAUGAAAGAAACAGCGCCGCCAAAAUAUCAUGAUAUUCUGAUUCCAGAUUUUGAGAUAGGAUGCAAGCGACGGAUUUUCGAUGAUGGAUAUCUCAAAUCGCUUCAUAGUGAAAACCUUUCUCUCACAACAGCCAAGAUCCUUGAGAUUGUUCCUGAAGGUGUGAGAACUUCCGAUGGAAUCGUUGCUGCCGAUGUCAUUGUCCUAGCAACCGGGUUCAAAACGAAUCAAUUUACGCCCUUCAUGGAAAUUGUGGGACGUGAUGGAAGCCUGACUGACCACUGGAAGAGAUAUGAUGGGCCUGAAGCUUACAACUGCUCUGCUAUGAGUGGAUUCCCGAAUUUCUUCCUGCUGUUUGGGCCCAACGCAGGAACUGGUCAUACCUCAGCGCUGAUGGCUGCGGAAAACUCUGUCAAUUACGCUCUUCGUGUACUAAAACCGGUCUUUGAAAAAGGAGCGGAUUCUGUUGAGUUAACGCAGGUAGCGGAGGACGAAUAUUCCCACAGAGUUCAAGAUGCAUUAAGAAAGCGAGUGUGGAAUGCUGGCUGCCAAUCGUGGUAUCAAAAUGAUAAAAACUGGAAUGCCAUGGCCUAUCCAUGGUCCCAAGCCUAUUUCUGGUACCGGAGCUUAUUUCCAAUCAACUCACACUGGAAUGUCCGGACCCGUGGCCCCAGGAAGUCUCAGAUCGGCACAUACUGGACGAUAAUACCCAUUCUUGUUGGUUUGAGUAUCGCCGCAUCCCGCACCGGGAAUAUUUGGACCGUUGGUCCUAUGCUACUAGACUUUGGCAAGAACAUGCUGUCUUCCAUACGACACAUGUCCACUUCUGGUUUUGCGGAGAAUUGGAUCAAUAUAGCCAAGGGCUGAUUUUCGAAGUCGAAUUCAUCAUGUCUCAGAGCCCGAUCGUAGAACAGACAAAAAAAGCUGUCUAGGCGUUAUCACUAGAGAGAAGAACACGAUUGAUUCUGGGCUCUGCUCAUUACUUGUCACUUAAUCCGUUUUAGUUCAUUUGUUCUCAACCGUUUUCCUUUUUCCAUUCUUUAAAUUUUUUUAUUUUAUUGAGCCCCUUUUUUCAGUCGAUAUACUCCGGCAUAGCAUAAUAGCCCGCCUUGGAAAUGCAAUAGCAGGGUGUGUGUUACUGGGUCAGGGAC
Molecule: messenger RNA, 2217 nt
Organism: Aspergillus pseudotamarii
Lineage: Eukaryota; Fungi; Ascomycota; Eurotiomycetes; Eurotiales; Aspergillaceae
Product: flavin-containing monooxygenase
Exons: 7
Coding region: 218-1933 (571 amino acids)
Molecular function (GO): flavin adenine dinucleotide binding; NADP binding; N,N-dimethylaniline monooxygenase activity
Source: RefSeq, a predicted model, not a curated record